This is a messenger RNA of Nerophis ophidion (straightnose pipefish), 745 nucleotides long. RefSeq names its product lactoylglutathione lyase-like. Gene Ontology annotation, molecular function: lactoylglutathione lyase activity; metal ion binding. Lineage: Eukaryota; Metazoa; Chordata; Actinopteri; Syngnathiformes; Syngnathidae. The transcript has 6 exons. Bases 115 to 657 code for a protein of 180 amino acids. The record is from RefSeq and is a predicted model, not a curated record.
UUUCCUUCUUGGCAAGGAUCAUCAUCAUGCUGCUUGCAAAACAAGUUGCAAUUUACCAAGGCAGAUUUCCCAGUUGCACUGGAACGCAGCACGGCAGGGAUUCAGACAAGAGUUAUGGACGUCGGAUUGUCGGAACAACUCGUGACUGAAGCCUGCAAGGAUGGAGACCCCGCCACUAAGGACUACAUGGUGCAACAAACCAUGCUGAGGGUCAAAGAUCCUGCUCGCUCCCUGGACUUCUACACCCGCGUCCUAGGCCUCACGUUGCUGCAGAAGAUCGACUUCCCCUCCAUGCACUUCAGCCUCUACUUCCUGGGCUAUGAGAACAAAGCUGACAUUCCAGAGGACAUCCGAGACAGGACAGCCUGGACGUUUUCCCGCCGAGCCACCUUGGAGUUGACACAUAACUGGGGGUCAGAGAAGGAUGCAAGCUUGUCUUAUCACAACGGCAACAGCGACCCACUUGGCUUUGGUCACAUUGGGAUCGCCGUGCCUGAUGUUGCCACUGCUUGUCAGUACUUUCAAUCCCAAGGAGCGAGCUUCAUCAAGAAACCGGACUCAGGGAAGAGGAAGGGGUUGGCCUUCAUUCAAGAUCCUGAUGGCUACUGGAUCGAGAUCUUAAGUCCUAACAAAAUGGCACCCUUAUUGUCACCUUAGCGUCAUCCUCAUCCUUCACAUGCUUGUUACUACAGUAAUAAUCAAUGUCGUCAUUGUUCAAAAGAUUAAUAAACAAACUUUAAUACAA